UUCUGGAAGUGGACUUCUCCUUUAAUUUUUUUGUUUUUUUUUUAACUCCCCUAUGGCGGGGAAUGUGGUUACACUAUACGGGGUAAGUUGUCACAGUGAAAACUGACUCUGAAUUCAAGCAUUAAAACAAUUAUGAAAUAAUUCACAAAACAGUAAAAAUGUCAAAUCUGACAUACAAAUAUCUCUACCAAAGUGUAAUUAAAUCAUUUCUUAAAAUUAAAACUUAAAACGCGAUUAUGAAUUUCCAAAAAAUACUUGUCUUAAGGUGUGCAACAUUACCUAUUACUCAAAAUGAUUCUAUUUUAAGACGCGUUUAUGACUGAAAACUUCACAGAUACUGACAUACGGAACGUGUGACAACUUACCCCGCUGUCCCAUAUAAGGAUUUUAUUUUAGCUAGAUUAAAUAAAAUGCAUACCUGUGUGAAAACAGCAUGUCUUUUUUUUCUGUGGACUGAUUCUCCCUGUGGGAAACACACGAAGGACUGCGAGCGUCGAGCGCGUGCAGAAGUGAAGCGCACUUGCUGAUUUCGUGGCUGUGUGUAGUGUGAACGCGGCUCGUGUCGCGGGGAGGAGCUGCGCGCUCCUGAUCGCGCUCAGUGCAGCUCUGCAUGUCCUGCAGCCGCAGCUCGAGAACAGGCGCGGGAUCGGAGCGUCCGUCCUCUGCGGGGAAACUUGAGAGGAACUUCCGUCGAGAGGAGUAAUGCAGCCGCGUGCGUGUCAGGAGCGCGCGCAGGAGUGAAUCACGCGCACCUGCAUCUGCUGCGUCUCAAGUUCCUCGCGCGGUUCCUCCGGAAUCUUCCUCACAUCCUCCUGCAGGAGCAACGCUUCAUCAUGGACCUUCACCGCGCUGCUCUUCUGCUGAUCUCGUUUCUGUCGGCGCUCUGCGUUUCUGCGGAGCAGGAGGUGGAGAAUCUGUCCGGACUGUCGCCGAAUCCUGACCGGGACAUUUUCGUAGUGAGAGAAAAUGGAACGACGUGCUUGAUGGCGGAGUUCGCGGUCAAAUUCCUGAUUCCGUACGACGUUCUGGCACUGAACGGGAUCGAUCUGAUCACGGAGCAGGCGUCCGUGUCCAUCCCGCGUGGAGCUCAGAUCGCUGGGAAAUGCGGGAGCAGCGAGUCGGAGCUGCACAUCUCGUGGAUCAAUCACGCUUUCACAUUCCGCAUCUUCUUCUCAAAGGAGAAACGCACGAUGGGCAGUGAUGGAAAAGCUAAAGAAACUGAAGUGUGGAAGAUAAACAAGGUUCAGCUGGUCUACGACACUUCAGAGACGACACACUUCAUUAACGCUUACAAUCCGGGGAAACACACGGCGAGCACACACCGUCUGUCCGCACUGGUGACUCCCGCCGGACGCUCGUACGUUUGCGCGGCUCAGCAGACGCUCACGCUGAUCUCCAGCGACCAUCAGAAGGGAAUCACCGUCUCCAUCUACGACAUUCAGAUUCAACCCUUCGACAUCAAGAGCGACUUCGUCUUCAGUGAACCGUAUAAAUGCAUCACGGACCAGCGGGAGCAGCUGGAGCAGACGCUGCCGCUGGUGUUGGGUCUCAUCCUGGGUCUCAUCAUCGUCAUCACCCUCUCCGUUUAUCACUUCCACCUCAAACUGACCGCCGCGCAGCAGCCGCAGCUGCCCCGGGACCGCUCGCUCUACAAGAACAUGUGAAGACUCUCUCUGCGCACGCAGACGCUCCCGUCGGUCUGUCCCUCACCGUACGUCACGUCUGUGAAGCUCCCGUCCAAACGUCUCAAUGCACAUCAUUACAAAUCCUCUUUAUUUCUGGUUUCUGUGUGUCAAAUCUAUGGAAGCCUGUUUCCACCAUGGAAAAUAAGAAUUAAAAAGGCAAUUGCAACUUUUUCAGAAUUGCAAGAUGAAAAAACUCUUGCGACGUGAGACAUAAACUCGAAAUUGUGUGAAAAAAAAAAAAAAAAAAAAAAAGCCAGAUUUUUUAAAUUAUUAUUAUUACUCCGUGGUGGGAAAAAACAGAAUUGUGAGAUGUAAACUUAGAAUUCAGAAAAAAAGUCUAGAGUUAAAAGAUUUGAACUUGGAAUUCUGAGGGGGAAAAGACGGAAUUGCAAAAUGUAAAUGUGAAUUGCAUUUUUGUUCUGAGAAAAAAAAAAGUCAAAAUUGUAAAAAGGUAAGUAAAAACAUAAUUGCAAAAUGUAAAUUUAGAAUUCAAACAAAAGAAGUCAGAACUGCUAGAUGUAAACUUCAAAAUCUGAGGAAAAUUCAACUGCAACAUGUAAACCUAAAAUUCAGAGAAAAGAGUCAGAAUUCCAAGAUGUAAACCUAGAAUUCUAAAAAGAAAAAGAAUUGCGAAGUGUAAACUUAGAAUUCAAAAAUCAAGACAGAAUUGUGAGAUGUAAACUUAAAAUUCUGAGAAAAAAAUUCUGAAUUGCAAAAUGUAAGAGAAAAAAAAAAUCAAUUGUGAGAUGUAAACUUGGAAAAAAAGUCAGAAUUAAAAGAUGAAAACAACUCCGAGGGGGAAAAAAAAUCUGAAUUGUGGGAUAUAAACGUGGAAUUUAGAGAAAAGGGUCAGAAUUCCAUUAUGUAAAUCUAAAAAAAUCAAAAGUUGCAAAAUGUAAACUAGAAAUUCUGAGAAAAAAAAAAUCAAAAUUGCAAAAUGUAACCCUAGAACUCAGAGGGAAAUAGUCAGAAAAAAGGAGUUGAGUUAAUGUAUUGCACUUCUCUUUUUUUUUUUCUCAGAAUUGUGAAUUUCUGUUGUGCAAUUCACGUCUCAGAACUGAGAAACAAAUUCUGAAUUGUGAGUUUUUUUUAUUUUGUGGUGGAAACGGGUUUUCAUGCGAAUGUCUCGUCUAGAUGUUAAAUGUCAAACGCGUCUUCCUGUCGCUGCUGGGCUCAUCUUGUUUACCACAUGAUUGUCCAUCGCUGUAAAAAUAGAAAUGUUUAAAUUGCUUGAAGGAUAUAAAUUAAAUACAGAUAUUUAAUGAUGAUUAUUUCAAGAUUUAUGAUUUACUAAAUGACACAAAAUGUACUGUCCAUGUGUGUGUGUGAAGCGGCACAGAAUGACUUGUGUUUUACUCCAUUGAAGCGCUCACGGAUGUGAGGAAUGUUCUAGAAGAUCUUUGAUGUUUGAGGUUUUUCUUUUCCAGCUGAAAAAGGGAAAGCCGAAGGUUUAGAUCCAUCGGAAUGAAAUACGACACGGAGAUGAAUGGAAAAUCGAUAAUAGGCGGCCGGACAGCAGUAACAUCACUGGCAUUAAAGAUUUCCACAAAUGAGCUGCGAUCCUCACAGAUCGAUGUCUGGAGUCUCAGACGCUGAGGAGUUUAUUGAUCCCACGUCGCCGGCGCUCAAUUAAAAACACGGCUUCUGUUGGCCGGUGAUUUAUGCCGCCAUCAUAAAGCGUCAGCCGAGGCUCGAGGCUCAUUCGUCGCCUCUGUUCUUUCAGGAUUUCUUUAAAGUUCUGUUCGGUCUCGUGUUGUUUUGGCAGAUGAUGUGUGGCGUUCGUUCGUUUCUGCACACGAUUCAGCUCAAAUCUCACGUUCGAAGCAUGUUCGCAUUCAAAUGUGUUGUCAAUAAACGUUCAGUUUCUGUUCUGCGUUGCUGUUUUCUUACAAAGUUAGGAAUAUUUUCAAUACUACAGUACCUGAAAAUGUUCUUAAAAUUUUGUUCUAGACAACUGAAGAAUUGAAAAAAACAGGUUUCAUGCAUUUUUUGGGUCGUUUCAAAUAAACAGAGUAAUAUAAAAAAAUAUAUAUAUUAAAAUCUCAUUACUCUGAGGAGUGAAAGUUUUGAGAACAAAAGACACGUGAACAGUAUCAUAGACAUUGUUACAUUAUUAUCAUUUUUAUUAGUAUUUUGAAUCAGUUUUUUUUUCUGUUAACAUUUCUGUUAACAUUUUAGUCAUUUUGUUGUGUGUUUUUGUCAUUUUUAUUAGUUUUCUUUUAAAUUUGUCCUUAUAGUUUUCAUUAUUUUAUUUUAUUAUUUUUUUUGGUUUGAAUUAUUUUAGUACAUUAAAUGAAACAAAAUGAUAAUAAAAUGAAAUUUAUUAGGCUUUAUUUCAGUUAAAUAUAACAACCCUGGCCACAUAUAAAUAAAUAAAUAUAUAUAUAUAUAUAUAUAAUCUCUACAGUUGCAAUUGAAGUGAUUCAACCCCUCAGAGUCUGCAGUACUUUACAAAAACAAGCUUUUCUGAAGAUCCAGGACUUUUCCAAAAUUGUAUCUAUAAUCUAUAACAGAUUACUAAAAGUAAUAACGUCAAUAUAUAAUGUAAUAUUUUUGAGUUCUAGAAUUUUUUUUAAUAACACAGCUAUGUGAUAAUUAUUCAACACUGAAAAACGUCAAUGCCGUGUAUAAGAUGAACACUAGUGUGACCUUCAUGUUGAGGCGUCGUGCCGAAUCCCACUCUUCACCAAAAGAACAAAAUGUGAACGUGAACGUGCUAAAAUUCAUUUGGAUAGACGCGUGGAGUUCUGGAAGAAUGUUUUAGUCUCCAGAUUUAAUUCUCAUUCAAAAUAUUUGGCUGAAUUUGAAGAACACAGUGGCAAAGUGAAAACCA
Messenger RNA from Labeo rohita (rohu), 4518 nucleotides. It is a transcript of the gene lamp5, whose product is annotated as lysosomal associated membrane protein family member 5. NCBI's taxonomy places the organism in Eukaryota, Metazoa, Chordata, Actinopteri, Cypriniformes, Cyprinidae. The record is from RefSeq and is a predicted model, not a curated record. Bases 834 to 1664 code for a protein of 276 amino acids. The transcript is spliced from 6 exons. Gene Ontology annotation, cellular component: membrane.